Messenger RNA from Serinus canaria (Common canary), 8132 nucleotides. It is a transcript of the gene MEGF11, whose product is annotated as multiple EGF like domains 11. Gene Ontology annotation, molecular function: protein binding; scavenger receptor activity. NCBI's taxonomy places the organism in Eukaryota, Metazoa, Chordata, Aves, Passeriformes, Fringillidae. The transcript has 26 exons. The record is from RefSeq and is a predicted model, not a curated record. Bases 138 to 3473 code for a protein of 1111 amino acids.
GGAUGCUAGAGAAGAGGGCCAAGAGACUUCCCAAGAGCUUUCUCCCACUCUCCCAUUGAUGUGCCCUGUGUCUCCAUGUGCUGGGGAUCUGUAAAAACAGGAUCCACUGGGAAUUUUUAGCACUUUGAGGUACAACAAUGGUGGCACCUGUGCUGUUCCAGUGGAUUCUGAGAGGGCUUAUUCUGACUUUUCUACUUAAAACUACUCUGUCCCUUAAUCCAGAUGAUCCAAAUGUUUGUAGUCACUGGGAAAGCUACGCCGUGACCGUGCAGGAAUCCUACGCUCACCCCUUUGACCAGAUCUACUACACACGAUGCACAGACAUCCUCAACUGGUUCAAGUGCACCAGGCACAGGAUCAGCUACAAGACCGCCUAUCGCAGGGGGCUGCGCACGAUGUACCGGCGGCGCUCGCAGUGCUGCCCCGGCUACUACGAGAGUGGGGACUACUGCAUACCACUGUGCACAGAGGAGUGUGUGCAUGGAAGAUGUGUCUCUCCUGACACGUGUCACUGCGAACCAGGCUGGGGAGGGACUGAUUGCUCAAGUGGCUGUGACAGCGAGCACUGGGGGCCCCACUGCAGCAACCGCUGCCAGUGCCAGAACGAAGCGCUCUGCAACCCCAUCACGGGCGCCUGCGUGUGCGCCGAUGGCUUCCGCGGCUGGCGCUGCGAGGAGCUCUGCGAGCCGGGCACCUACGGCAAGGGCUGCCACUUCCAGUGCCAGUGCCACCACGGGGCCACCUGCGACCACCAGACCGGAGAGUGCCACUGCGCGCCCGGCUACACCGGCGUAUUCUGCGAGGAGCUGUGUCCCCCCGGCAGCCACGGAGCGCAGUGCGAGCUGCGCUGCCCCUGCCAGAACGGGGGCGUUUGUCACCACAUCACUGGGGAGUGCUCCUGUCCUGCUGGAUGGAUGGGGCUGGUGUGUGCACAGCCUUGUCCUCCUGGAACCUUUGGAAUUAACUGCAGCCAGGACUGUCCAUGCCACAACGGAGGGCACUGUGACCCCGUGACAGGAAAAUGCCUGUGUGCAGCUGGCUAUAUAGGAGACAGGUGCCAGGAGGAGUGUCCCAUCGGCACCUACGGCUUCCAGUGCGCGCAGACCUGCGCCUGCCAGAACGGGGCCAAGUGCUACCACGUCAACGGGGCCUGCAUCUGUGACCCUGGCUUCAAAGGCAUCCACUGCCAGGAAAGAAUGUGUCCUGAAGGGUUCUAUGGCCUCAAGUGCAACAAGAGAUGCCCCUGCAAUAUUACCAACACCCUCAGUUGCCAUCCUCUGUCUGGGGAGUGCAGCUGCAAGGCUGGCUGGGCUGGGCUCUACUGCAACGAGACGUGUCCCGUGGGCUACUACGGCGAGGGCUGCCAGGUGCCCUGUCCCUGCCACAACGGGGCCGACUGUGACAGCAUCACUGGCAGCUGCAUCUGCGCCCCAGGCUUCAUGGGAGAUGACUGCACCAUUCCCUGCAUGGCAGGGACCUAUGGAACCAACUGCUCGUCGGUCUGUAACUGCAAGAACGAUGGCACUUGUUCCCCUGUGGACGGGCUGUGCUACUGCAAAGAAGGGUGGCAAGGAGUGGAUUGCUCUAUUCCCUGCUCAAGUGGAAGCUGGGGUCUGAACUGUAACCAGACGUGUUCCUGCAGCAAUGGAGCGUCCUGCAGGCCAGCUGAUGGCUUCUGCCUCUGCUCCCCAGGAUGGCAGGGGGAGUUCUGUGACCAGCCUUGUCCUGAUGGAACAUAUGGCCUUAACUGCAGCGAGCGUUGUGACUGCAGCCACGCGGACGGGUGUGACCCUGUCACCGGCUACUGCUGCUGCCUUGCAGGCUGGACAGGCAUCCACUGUGACAACAUCUGCACCCAGGGCCGCUGGGGACCCAACUGCUCCAUCUCCUGCAGCUGUGAGAACGGGGGAUCCUGCUCCCCUGAGGAUGGAACCUGUGACUGUGCACCGGGAUACAGAGGGCCCUUGUGCCAGAGAAUUUGCCCGCCCGGGUUUUACGGCCACCACUGCAGCCAGGCGUGUCCCCAGUGCGUGCACAGCAAUGGUCCCUGCCACCACGUGUCCGGGCUCUGCGACUGCCUGCCGGGCUUCUCGGGGCCCCUCUGCAACCAAGUGUGUCCCAGUGGGAAGUUUGGGAAGGACUGUGCCCAGGUGUGUCAGUGCACCGAGAACGGGACCUGCAACCCCAUCGACGGAUCCUGCCAGUGCUUCCCGGGCUGGAUAGGCAUGGACUGCUCCCAGACUUGUCCCACUGGGUUUUGGGGCCCUGAUUGCUUUCAUUCAUGCAACUGCCACAACGGAGCACUGUGCAGCCCCUACGAUGGAGAAUGUAGAUGUACCCAUGGCUGGACGGGGCUCUACUGCACUCAGCGUUGCCCAGCUGCUUUUUAUGGGAAGAACUGUGCCAGUGUGUGCCAGUGCCAGAACGGAGCUGACUGCGACCACAUCACGGGGCAGUGCACGUGCAGGACGGGCUUUACAGGCAAACAGUGUGAGCAGAAGUGCUCUCCAGGAACAUUUGGUUAUGGUUGCAAACAAUUGUGUGAGUGCAUGAACAAUGCAACGUGUGACCACGUCACAGGCACUUGCUACUGCAGUCCAGGCUUCAAAGGAAUCCGAUGUGAUCAAGCGGCUCUUAUGAUGGAAGAAUUAAACCCCUAUACUAAAAUUAGCCCUGCUCUUGGAUCAGAGAGGCACUCAGUGGGAGCAAUCAUUGGAAUUAUUAUUCUCCUUCUAAUUAUUAUGGUCUUGCUGGCACUCUUUGUGUGGUAUCGACGGAAACAGAAGGAGAAGGGCCAUGACAUGCCAAGUGUAUCUUACACUCCAGCCAUGAGGAUGACUAAUACAGAUUACUCACUUUCUGAUAUAUCCCAGGGUAGCAGCAGUGUUCAUUGUUUUUCCAAUCCAAGCUACCACACUCUCUCAUGUGGGGUGACUUCACGCUUCUUUCCCAGUAAUCUGGAUGGAAACAGCUCCUGUAAGCUCAGUAACAAAAUCCUUGACAGAGAAACUGCAGACUGGAGACCCUACAGCUAUCUGAAUGAACUAGGUGCUUGUGGGAUGGAUAGACGUCAGAACACAUACAUAAUGGAAAAAAGCUUCAAAGAUUAUAUGAAAGAAUCUGUGUGCAGCUCCAGCACUUGUUCCCUGAACAGCAGUGAAAACCCAUACGCCACCAUUAAAGACCCCCCCAUUUUAACCUGCAAACACUCCGAGAGCAGCUACGUGGAAAUGAAAUCACCUGGUCACAGGGAGUCCCCGUAUUCCGAAAUGCCAACUUCAUCAACAGCCAAUAAAAACAUCUACGAAGUUGAGCCCACUGUCAGCAUAGUCCAAGAUGCCCGCAGCCGGAGUGCCAGCUACCUUCAGAACCCCUAUGACCUGCCUAGGAACAGCCACAUUCCUGGGCACUACGACCUGCUGCCCGUCCGGCACAGCCCCACGCACGGGCCUUCCUGGGACAAGCAGUCCUAGAGGGAUGGACUUCACUGGGCACUGUGCUGCCAACACAGACUGCGAGGAAGCAGAGGAGAAGCCAUUCCUUCAUUUUCUGCGGACUGGCAAGGACUUAACAUGACAUCAGCUUGGGCCAACUGCUGCUGCAUGAUGUUAUUUAUAAAGACAUUUUUGUAUGGGUACCUGAAACUAAUGAGAGCCUCCUCCACGUGGGACUGGAGCACAUCACCCCAAGAAGGUGUCUUCAUGCUCCAGGCAAAAACUCUCUGUGGCGUGUUCUAACCCUGGCUUUGCUGUAAAAUAAACCACAAAAACAUGCUAAGUAGAAGGACUUCAGGAUGUACAUUUCUACUGAUUGCAGCAAGAAACCUUCUACUGUUAGGAACAAGGUGACUAGGAAUAUGCUGGAAUUUAUUUUCAUCUUUGUCAUGGGAAAGGACAUUUUUCUGAAUGAGAGCAGGGAAACUUGUCAUUUCACUGUCUGGAAAGCUCAUUUACUGCCAUCACCAUGUGCAACCUCUGCAGAUCAUGCUUGGUAAUUAGCAUUGAGAUUGUCAUCUCUGCGUUCAGUACCAGAGAAUUUGAGUUGAGGAAUAUUAACAGACAGUUUCUGUGCAGUUUUUGAUAUCUUUCCACACAUCCCCUGAUCUUUGCUAACGAAUGGAGUUUCCACAAUGAGCCUCACACUCACUUACCACACUUUUAAUGUUGAUUGGCACAGGUAGGCUUUGAUUUUCCUUUUGCAGCUUCUAUUUUGGUAGCUAAAUCCAGCAGAUCUGUCAGGCAGUUUAAACUGCUGCCCCUCCAAUUCCUGCCCUGGGACGCUGCAGGUUUGCACAGACCAGCCCUGGUUUCAUUUCCUUUCUCAAGGCUGAGCCACAUGGGCUUCUCUCUCCCAUCUUCCCAAACCAUCUCCUCAUGAUUCACUCUCAGCAUGCCACUGAUGACACCUCUUAAUCUGAUGUGCAUUACCAUGUAGUGCAACUUUACCCGUUGAUGAUUCUACCUGAAAUGUCAUCAAAUGGAGCUGAAACUGGGUUUUCUUUUUCAGCAGCUGUUUGUGAAGUAGUUAUCAAGGGUCUGACCCAUGGUAAAAUUUUGGACUGAGCCACCAUGAUAUUUUUUUUAAUUUAUAAUCUCUAUUGACCUAGAAAGUAGAGUACUUGCCGUUAGUUCCUUGUAGAUUUUGAGCAUGAAGUAGUAUUGACUCUAAGUAUGUAAUUUUAUUAGGCAAAUGUGGAAAUAGCAAGUUGAUUGCCUUUUAAAUAUAAAAAAUAUUCUGUUGCACAUACACAGUCUGAUGGAAGCAGAAGAGGAUGACACCAGCCCCGUGGGUUUGCUCACAGCACGAUCCCAGGAGUGAUCUGCAGGGCUCAGGACUGGCAAGAGGAGCCCUCCAGCUCAGGGGCAGCAGCUGGAUCCCAGCUCUGGGAAUACUCCUGGAUUUUUGGAGCACCGUGGUGGGAUCCAGCUGUGUCUCCACAGAUGGGCUCAGCCCACACGCCUGGGAUCACAGCCCCUGGCUCUGGGCAUUCUGCCCCUGGGAGCCUUUCCCCUUGGAGCCAGGACUCUCCAGGUGGUCAGGCUGGCUCUGAACCCCCAGCCUGAGCCUGGACACCCCCGGGACACCCCCAGGCUCCUGCAGGAUCCUGCCCAUGAGGUUUCCCAAAUGCUGCAUGUGUGCAUGGGGACCAUGGCUGAUCAGCAAUAGCAAUUUUGUUUUCCAGGAAAGCCUUAUUUGAGAUGUAAGGAAACAAUUAUUUUGUAGGCCCAGUAGAAAUAUAUUUUGCAUCCAUGAAUAGAAAGAUUUACCUCAAAAAUAUCAAGAGAAAGGCAGUUGGAUAAGGAAUACUCUUGUUAGGACCCACCUUGGCACCCAGCACAAGCAGGCUGGCCUGACCCAGGUUUGUGUGUUGCUGCAGUUUGCAAUGAGACUCCAGAGAGCAGAGAUGUGCUCAGUUGUUUGGUUUUUUUCAAAGCAGGAUUUUGAAACCAAAUGCAAUGAUGUGCAUAGAGCUUAACAGGAAAAAAAACCCAACAAAACCAACAAAAAAAAGUACCUUCUUGUAUAUCAGCGUUAGCUUAGGAAACAGGCACCAAAAUGGCAAUACUUUUUUAAGGCAAGACAGAUUUGUAAUAUAUUUGUUCACUGUGCAAAGGUAUCCUACCUUGUACAAAAUAAAUUGAAUUUCUCUCAAUGUGUAGUUCUCCAACGUACUCAUUUGCAGAGCCAAACUUCCAGCCCUGCACAGAUCCGAGCUCUCCGGGUGAUGUGGCUGCUCCCCUCAGCCAGAACCCCCCAGGCACCAGGUUAGGACAGAACUGGCAGGAUGGCUCAGAAAACCCAGUGCUGCCAUUCCAAGUUGGAGUAAACCAAAGGUAAGCAGCUCUGCACACCCUUCUCCCAGCUCCUCAGCAGUCUGACCUCAGUGAGACUCCUGGGAAUGCUCAAUCCCAGCUGGAAGGGGCCCUGCACACCCACCAGGUGUGGUGACACUGCCCUGGGCCACUCACAGGUUCCCAGGCCUUCGGGUGGACACUUGGGGACCACGGUCACCCAGCAGCCAUGGGACAGGACACGAGGCAGCCCAGCAGCUCCCAGGGAGCCCAGUGAAUAAAUCACAGAUUUGCAGUGGAAACACCUUCAGAAUUAAUGAGUUCCAGGCAAUGCAGCCACUGUUAUGUGCUGAAGCUUUUCAAUAUUUGUGCUUCGUAUUUCUAAAAAUCUUGUUAACUAAAGCCCAGCGUGUAAUCUUCUUAUUUGACAAGCCACACUCAAUAAGCUAUUUAAGGCUGGAAAUUCAUCAGGUCUGAAUUUAUAGAAUAAGUAAUUCUAGCUUAAUAAAAAUGUCUUUAAAUCAGAACAAUUCCAUGUCCUUUCUGCUUUAGAGUCAAAACCUCAACUCCCAUCAAAGACAGGAACCACUGACACUCGCUGAGUAAUUGUUAAAAGUUGGGGCUAUCAAGUAUGUAGAUGACAGCAAAAACUUUUGGCAAGCAAAGCCCAUUUUGAAGCAUUAUGUGGAAUUCCCAGAAUCUCAGAAAGCUCCUUCCAGGGCCCAAAGCAGUGUCUGAUACCAUCAGACAGUUGUCUUCCAUGAGCAGGGAGGAGACACUUGAGUACACAAGUAGUGCCAGUUAUGGAACAGAAGGAUAAAUCAGUAGCUGAACAGGACAAUCCCCCAUUGGAAAGCAUUCAGAUGGAAUAAUGACUUGCAUUGUUUCUCCCAAAACACCUCUGGUAGCACCUUCCUGUCCCAGGAGUGUCACCCAGCCUAGGCCAGGAUCUGCAUCCAGAUCCCUGCAAUCCUUAGGAAAACAUAGCACAGACCCCCAGAACAGGAGGCAAAGCAUUUCCCAGGUGAGAAGUUCCUUUUCUGUACACACCCCACUGGAUUUUGCUUUCAAAGUCCUCAGCCUCCCACAGUGGUUUGUGCUCCCAGCAUCUGCACUGCAAUUCCAUCUGCUGCAGGAGUUUUGCCUAAAACCACACAAAAUCCAGACUGAUGUGACAGCAGAGUCAAAUCACCUGCUUAUAGGAAUGAGACAAGGAAGCAGAGUGAAACUCAUCCUGCAUUUCCAGCUGACAAAUUUAGAACAUGGCUGCCAAAGGAAAUCAAUUCAUUCCAAAAUCUGCUCCCGUAUGGGCAGAGGAUGUGCUGCAAGAACAGCUCCUGCAGUGAGCGAGGGGCUGGGCUCACAGGUCACCCUCAGAGCAGUCCCCAGCGCCACCAGUGCUCCCCCGUUGGUGCUCAUGGUCACAACACCCUGCUACACACCUGGGUGACAACACCCUGUUCAGGAGAGAUCCCACCUUUCAUCAGGACACCACAGCAGGAUCCAAAGCUUCCAUCAUCUGCUGCAGAAGGCAGGAGUUCGUCUCCCACCGGAUUUUCUUCCUCGUGGCAACAUGGGGAAAAAAACAGGUUUGUAAAAAUUAUUCAGAGGUUUGAGUAGAGUGAACCCACAGAAUUUUCUAAGCUUCAAAGCUUCCUGAAGCUGCCAAAGUGCCCUGGCUACAAACUGCAGCAGCCCCAGGAAGCUGAGAGCUGCUCUCAGGGAAGGCAACUGUGCUACACAACCUUUGCAGCUCCUUUUCCAGGGACACUUCCACUUCAUUGUCUUCUCACUGCCUCCUGCAAGAAGCUCAUAAGGUAAAACCUUCAGGUCAAAUCCCAAUUCUCCCAAGAAGUGCACCCAACACCACAGUGAGUUGUCCCCUGUAAUUCUUUAUUAGAAUCAUGGAUGAAUAUAUUUUAAAUCAAUCUAAAAAAAUAACGAAUCAAAGUACAGUACAUGCAUAAAAUACAAAGUAAUUUACAAACAGAUCAAAAUAGCAUCUUCAGAACUAAUACCAGGAGGAGAAAUGGAGUAAAAAACAAGAAGUGACCGACUACAGCAAUGCCUUCCGUGUGCCUCACACGUCAUGAGCACCGCGAGACAGAAAGGUUGGGAACAGAACACAGCUGGAAGUGCCAACCACAUCUGGAUCUUCCAAGUGGGUCAUAUCAGAGUUUGAGAAACGUCCCCUACAAUCAAUUACUUCCCUAUAAUUGUAUAAAUAACUGCAGACAUUUGCACAACAGAGUUCCUUUAAAUCCUGUGGGAAUGCAGUGGCUGUGGCCCCCAAUGCCAGUGUCAUGCGUGCUCAGGAACAGCACAGAGCGAGUGACAGAA